AUGUUUCGCAACACAUUCCAGAGUGGAUUUCUAUCUAUCCUGUUUAGCAUUGGUUCCAAGCCUUUGCAAAUCUGGGAUAAACGAGUUCGUAAUGGGCAUAUAAAGAGAACCACAGAUAGUGAUAUUGAAUCCCUAGUCUUAGAAUUAGUCGGAAACAAUGUUAGUACAACAUACAUAACCUGUCCUGCAGAUCUUACACAGAAUCUUGGAAUUAAACUACCAAUUCUUGUUCUCAUCGUCAAGAACUUGGAUCGCUAUUUCACUUUUGAAGUUCAGAUACUCGAUGACAAAGGCGUGAGGAGGCGUUUCAGAGCCAGCAAUUUUCAGAGUACAACACGUGUCAAACCCUUUAUUUGUACAAUUCCUCUAAGGAUGGAAGAAAAGUGGAAUCAUAUUCAGCUAAAUCUUGCCGAUUUGACAAAACGGGCUUAUGGGACAAAUUUUGUUGAAGUUCUUCGUGUCCAGGUUCAUGCGAAUUGCAGACUGCGGCGAAUAUUUUUUAGUGAUCGUAUUUACAAGGAAUCGGAACUACCAGCUGAAUUUAAACUCUACUUGCCAAUUACUCCGUCCAAAACGAAUGAAUAG
Molecule: messenger RNA, 585 nt
Organism: Rodentolepis nana
Lineage: Eukaryota; Metazoa; Platyhelminthes; Cestoda; Cyclophyllidea; Hymenolepididae
Source: the annotation of a GenBank genome assembly